GGAACCAGACUCAAGAUAGAGCACAGACACACACUCCUCUCAGUACUCACACUCAGAGAGCUGCACGCUCCUUUUUACAGUCACAAUCUAGGACCUUCACAAAAGAUGGGGACAUUGAUCCAGUAUCUCAGUGUGGUCUCAGCCAUUGUUCUGUCAGUGCAAAGUCAGCCCUCGUUCAGAGAAUACAUCGAGAGAAGACUGUCUGCUUUCGAGGAUCGGAUAGCUGUCUGGUAUGAUCAGACGCAGAGGUACUCCUCAGAAUACAGAGAAUUCAAAAACCAGGUCCUUACUCUUGUGGAUGGCUUGGAUAAGGAGAGGGAGGAGCUAAGACGCAACCUUGAAUUGGCAACUUCUCGUAUCGAACGUGUAGAGCGAGAGAUGGACUACUUAGAGACCAAAAAUCCAGCACCAGCCUGUGUGGAGGUAGAAGACAAGUUUAUUGAGAAAAAUGUUGAAAAAGGUCCGAAAAAGAAGAAACCUAAGCAUGACAAGUUGAUAGAUUGCAGAGAAAUGAUUGCCAGCAUUAAAGCAAUGAAAAUAGUUAAGAAGCUGGAGACUACUUCCGGCCUGUGGACCAGGGACCUCAUGUCAGACUCUGAGAAGGUCUAUGUCUUUGACGGUAUAGGUAAUGACACAAUCUAUGAAUUCGCCAAAAUAAGGGACCUCACCGACUUCUCUGGUUUGAUGAAAGCAAAGAAAAUCAAACUGCCUUACCCAUGGGCAGGCACAGGUCACCUGGUGUACAAAGGCUUCCUGUAUUACAUUAGAAAUGAGCCCGAGUUCCAAGUGAUCAAAUUUGACCUGAAGAACCAGACAGUGACAGAUAGUGCCAUGUUUCCUGCCGAGCAGCAGAUCCCAGUGUAUAGCCUCUCGCCAUUCAACUACAUUGACCUGGCUGCAGAUGAGCAAGGUUUGUGGGCCAUGUAUGCUACCCUAGAGAAUGAGAAGCACAUCUGUCUUGCCAGGUUGGAUCCCAAGACACUGGAUAUCGAGCAGAUGUGGGAUACGCCGUGCCCCAUAGAGAAUGCCGAGAAUGCCUUUGUCAUCUGUGGGACACUUUACGUAGUGUACAAUAGCAAGCUCCGCAGCCGCUCACGGAUCCAGUGUGUGUAUGACGUCAAUGGCAUAGUGACCAAUGAGCUAGCGCCUUUGAUGUACUUCCCCAAACGAUAUGGGACGCACUCCAGCAUCAAAUACAGCCCAAGAGAGAAUUACCUCUAUGCCUGGGAUGAUGGGUACCAAAUAAUAUAUAGGCUGGCAAUGAAGCAGAAAUCAGAACUGUAAAUUUUGCAUCUAAAUACAUUUCAUUACUAGGAUCAGGAGCCUGCGCAACUUUCCACAAAAGCAAUAAAGAACCAGGGCAAGAUGGAGAAAAAUGAUAAUGCUUUAAGAUAAGUGAUUGGUUAAUUUACCCUGACACCAUUAAAGUACUUAGCACCAUGAAAAUAGAAUCAAUAUAUAAUUAAUUAAGAGGUUUAUAAAUAACUGUACAUUAACAUGUCUGGUGAUAUGUUAUGCAUAAAUGCAUCAAGGGUUUUCCACUGUGUUGCAAGUAGCAGCAGUCAAAUUGAGGAGCUAGUCAAAAGGGAUAACAAAUGCUGGGAAAAACGACCGCAUCAAACACAUUCAUGUGAAACUUUGCACAAUCAUUAAAAAAUUUCAUGCAAUUCCACGCAAACAUGUUGAUGCAUUCAGAUGAUAACAAAUGUCCCUGAAGAAAGAACUUGUGCUUUUUAUGACAUCCCAAAACACUUCACAACCCAUGAAGUACUUCUGAAGUGUAGUCAGUGUUGUAAUAAGCAAUUUGUGCACAGCAAACACCCACAAACAGCAAAGAAACAAAUGAAUAGAUCAUUUGUUUUAGGUGUUGGUUGAUUGGUAAGUAUUGGCCAGAACACCAGGGAACACUGCCUUACUCUACUUUAAAGAUUGGGGCUGGAUUUUACAAAUGCAAAUCAGGUGGGCCCCCUUCCCCCGUGCCUGCAUAAAAUAUGACAUCAGGCUAGCAAUCCAACAUCACCCUGCCACUCCCCGAUAAUACAGAAUGCGAGUGGGCCCCAUGAAAAGGUCAAAUAAUGAGCUGUUAAGCUUGUUAAAAACCUAAUAGACUGCAAUUUCUUGUGGUCCACUCUAUUUUACGGGAGGUGCACAGGAAAGACGGGAGUGAGUUAAGCCAGUUAUGCGGGGACGGCACAAGGGCGCAUGAAAAGGUCUGCAAGCAGGUCCAUACAUGAAUGUAACAGCAGAGUCCGAAGGUGAAAGCUUUUGGUUGUUAGUAUACUUCAAUUGUUCAGGUCCUACAGGCUGACAGAACAAUUGAGGAGAGAGUGAGAGGGCCAGGAGCCUUCAAAUUGGUGGCCAGGACCAACUUCCAGUUCACGGCAUAACCCCUCUCCCACCAGGUGUCUCCUCCAGGCACUCAGUUUGCUAUGGAGCUCCCUGCACCAUGCUAAUUGGCCGGCCAAUCCUUUAUUGUACAUUGUGUAAUGGCUGACUACACGCCCUCCACUUCUGCCUCCCUUAAGCCACCAUUAACUGUAAAAUCCAGCCCAUGGUGUGGAAUAAUUUAUGUUCACCUGAGAGAGCAGGCAGGGCUUCAGUUUGAUAUUUUAUCCAACAGACAGCACCAUCAGCAGUGCAGCACCCUUUCAGUACUGUCAUCAACUAGACCUCUCUCUCAGAUACUGCCUUUGACUAGACUUCUCUCCCAAACACUGUCAUCAAUUGGACCUCUGUCUCAGGCACCAUCAUUGCCUCUAUCUUAGACACUGUCAUUGACUCUCUCCCACAGGUAGCUGAGGUGCUGAAUUAGAUAUCCCUUGAUGUUGGGAUACUUGUUAGCCACAGGUAGGGUACAUGGUUUUAUGGUAGGUAACCUGUUAUCAUUCAGAUCCAUUCAGAAACUAGGGUUUCAUUACACCCAUUUUCAAGGAUCCAGUGCAUAGUUAGAAAACUGUAUUGCUUGUAGCUGAGAAUAGAAUUUGACAAGAUUUGUCAUUUUAUUAUAUAUAUAUGGCACAGCAAAGGAUUUACCUUAGCCAUGGUAAUACACUGGCUUGUCCAUAAUAUCCUGGUACUGGGUUUGCCCCUUACUACCCUGGUUUUAUGUUUAUUCCUGAUACCAAGGUACAAACUGGCUUAUUCCUCAACAACCCAAAGGGUAAAUUCAAUGAGACAUCAGUCCCUGUUGCUGUUGAGUCUAGCUCCACAUUGUUGUAACACCGACUAUUUUGCAACCUAUGACUGUACCGCCUUAUAACUAAUCUAUUAUCCUGUAUGUAAUCACCAUGUUUAUAAUUAUAAUGAUCUGUAUUACGAAUAAUCACUAAGUGUGAGACUAGGUGAUGUAAUUGAUUAAAGUUCUCUGCAUUCUAUUCCA
Carcharodon carcharias (great white shark) is the source of this 3379-nucleotide messenger RNA. Its product is annotated as olfactomedin-like protein 3. Lineage: Eukaryota; Metazoa; Chordata; Chondrichthyes; Lamniformes; Lamnidae. The transcript is spliced from 3 exons. Gene Ontology annotation, biological process: signal transduction. Bases 106 to 1284 code for a protein of 392 amino acids. The record is from RefSeq and is a predicted model, not a curated record.